AUGGCGGCGGUGUCGCUCCUCGUUAGCGCGCUGCUUCUGCUGUCGCCGGCCGCGGCGGAGCUGCAGCGGGUGCAGCACGCGCCCAAGGAUGAUGGGUCGCUCACCGUGCUAGCCGUCGGCGACUGGGGGAGGGGCGGGCAGUUUAACCAGACUCUUGUGGCCGAGCAGAUGGGAGUAGUCGGGGAGAAGCUGAGCGCUGAUUUCAUCAUCUCCACCGGCGACAACUUCUACAAUGAUGGCCUCUCGGGUGACAACGACACGGCUUUCUUCAAAGCGUCCUUCACCGACAUCUACACCGCCGACAGCCUCCAGAAGCCAUGGUACAUCGUGCUCGGCAACCAUGACUACACCGGCGACGCGCUGGCGCAGCAAAGCGCCGCCAUCCGCGAAGUCGACAGCCGGUGGACCUCUGUUAAUAAGUCCUUCAUCGUCGAAGCAGAGAUGGUGGACUUGUUCCUGGUGGACACUUCGCCCUUCGUGCUCAAGUACUGGAACGAGAGCAAGUUUGACUGGAGGAACGUUGCUCCUCGUGACACCUACAUCGCCGAUCUCCUCAAGGACCUGGAGGACGCCCUGACGGGGUCCAAAGCGACCUGGAAGAUCGUGGUCGGCCACCACCCCAUCAGCAGCGGCUGCGAGCACGGCAACACCACCGAGCUCCGUGAGCACCUCCUCCCAGUCCUCAAGACCCAUGGAGUGGACAUGUACCUGAACGGCCACGACCACUGUCUACAGCGUAUCAGCAGCGUCGACAGCCCCGUGGAGUUCGUGACGAGCGGCGGAGGAUCUAAAGCGUGGGCGGGUAAGUUCAAGCCGACCUCUGACAAGAUGGAGUUCCUCUACGACGGGCAGGGGUUCCUGUCCAUGCAUCUCACCGCGGCGGAGGCCAACUUCGCCUUUUACGACGUUGCCGGGACAGUCCUGCACACCUGGGGUCUCACCAAGUCGGCCGCCGCCAGCAUCGAAGGGAUUAUGAGAUUAAAGGGCCACAACACCACCCUUCAUAACAGAAACCUCAAACUCUUGCAUAGGUUUGGUAUCCUGAAUGCAGAAUCAGAGACGAAUGCUCAGUCUCCGGGAGAGGAGCAGCCAGUGCGCGUGUGUGCAUCUUCGGCCGUGGAUGGCGGUUCCAUAGUUGAAGAGGUUCCUAUGGACAAGGACUUUGCAGCUCUCAGGCAUAUUGAAGAGGAUGUGAUAACACGAUUCUCCGCGAAACUGGACCAGAUCAAGGGCCACAACACCAUCCUUCAUAAGAAAAUCCGCCACCUCGUGGGCAGGUGCAUUUUAGAUCGUGCCAUAUCGGAGGAGAAUGCCCGUUCCGAGCAAUCUUCUUUUGAUAAACGGUACUCAGACGUUCUCGCGGAGUGUAAGAAGUUGAGGAAGGAAGUCGAGGAACUACGCGCCCAGCCACCGAUGAGUGUGGUCACUGACAAGGCUGGUCAGUGUGAUUGCAACCGUGAUCGUGAAAGUUUUCAACAGAAGUGGAGUUGCAUGCCGAACAUGCGCAAUAUUUCGAGACGAAGUACUUGA
This is a messenger RNA of Lolium rigidum, 1530 nucleotides long. Its product is annotated as purple acid phosphatase 17-like. Gene Ontology annotation, molecular function: acid phosphatase activity; ferric iron binding; ferrous iron binding. The record is from RefSeq and is a predicted model, not a curated record. Bases 1 to 1530 code for a protein of 509 amino acids. Lineage: Eukaryota; Viridiplantae; Streptophyta; Magnoliopsida; Poales; Poaceae. The transcript is spliced from 9 exons.